AUGCCUUUCUUCGAUAUCUUCAAGUCCUCCCCCAAGGAACAGCAACACCAAACAUGGGUCCCUGAGACACUCACCAUGCAACAACCCUCCAGUCCCGGGGCGCCGACGACGGAGCGUGUUGUGACAGAGCAGCCUGCAUCCCAGGAGUCGAUGAAUAGUACUAUGCGCCUGCGUGGUGGUGAAGCCGGUGAUAUUUGCUGCGGAAUGUAA
Molecule: messenger RNA, 210 nt
Organism: Penicilliopsis zonata CBS 506.65
Lineage: Eukaryota; Fungi; Ascomycota; Eurotiomycetes; Eurotiales; Aspergillaceae
Exons: 2
Coding region: 1-210 (69 amino acids)
Source: RefSeq, a predicted model, not a curated record